Molecule: messenger RNA, 2385 nt
Organism: Achroia grisella
Lineage: Eukaryota; Metazoa; Arthropoda; Insecta; Lepidoptera; Pyralidae
Product: insulin-like growth factor-binding protein complex acid labile subunit
Exons: 4
Coding region: 1-2385 (794 amino acids)
Cellular component (GO): extracellular matrix
Molecular function (GO): protein binding; RNA-DNA hybrid ribonuclease activity; nucleic acid binding
Source: RefSeq, a predicted model, not a curated record
AUGAAAGAAAUAAAUCCACGUUCCGGGGGCCCGCCGCGACUUUCAUCAAGUUCUCACACAACCAUCCUGAACCAAGCAAUCGAAUAUGAACCCUUGAUUGCCGCUCCGUGUGACAGAACUCAAGCAUACCACUCGUUCAACAGGAAAUACCAAAUACAAUUGAAGGAGGAGGAAAGGGACCAAUCUGCAGUAAAUGAACUACGCAUAUACACAGAUGGCUCCAAAACACAGAACGGUUCAGGGGCUGGGGCACAUUCCCUUGACCUCAACAUGAACAUAUCUAUACCGCUCGGCAAACACAGUUCGAUCUUUCAGUGCGAAUGUGUUGCCCUGACCGAGGCAGCAAAAGCCGUGUACAGGUUAGGGGUCAACAAUUUCAACAUUAAAUUCAUAUCGGACAGUGCAGCCGUGCUUAAAGCACUACAGAACAGAAAAUCCAACAACAAACUAAUAAUCGAGUGCCACAUUGCCCUGGAAAAAAUUGCAACGCACAACGGAGUAAUUAUCCAGUGGAUAAAGGGGCACAGCGGAUCAUAUGGCAAUGACGCCGCGGACGAACUAGCGAGAGUAGGAUCCGAAUUCUUCCUAUUAGCCUUCUACCCCAAUGGGUAUUUCGAAGGUUUUCCUAGAGACACAAUCUGUGAUAAGGAAUUAGUUUUAAUCGCAAGGAGUCAAAUUUGGCUACUGGGCUUCAUAACUUUGCUGUUGGCCAUAAGCAGUGAAGGGGCUGAGAUUACUUGUCCUGAGGAGUGUACAUGUCGCACAACUUUUGAUCCCGAGGAAGGCACAGAGUUGCGAAUAUCAUGUAUUCGUGGAAAUAUGCGGGAAGUGCCUGUGGAUUUCCUUGAUCGAACCGCACAAGUACUUAUAAUCUCUGCUCCUCCAGAGCGCCCUAACUUUUUAACUAUUGGUCCUAUCUUCACCCAGCCUAUGCCUUUUGCUUACUUACGAGAGCUUCACAUUGUUAACUCAAAUAUUCCUUCCAUAGGACAAUACUCAUUUUGGGGUCUUCAAAAUUUGAGAUUAAUUAAUAUGAGCCACAAUAAUUUAACUAGUAUAGGAACUGAUAAUUUUCGUGGUCUUAUUAAUCUCACAGAGCUCCAUCUUGAUCAUAAUAAAAUAGAGCAGAUGCCUAGCGAAACGUUCAGACAUCUUACAUCGUUGAAAAUUUUGGUUUUAUCGAAUAAUAAAAUUGCUACGCUGGUACCUAGAUUGUUUCGAAUGCUAGCAAAACUAUUUUACUUGGACCUAAGUGACAAUCCACUGGCAGAUUUGAAUCCAGAAGUCUUCAAAGACAUACAACAUUUGAGAGUAUUUAAAUGUAGAAGAUGUCUUCUUAGGAGGGUUAAUACUCAAAUAUACCAUUUAGUACCCCAUAUGGACGAAUUAGAUUUAGGAGAGAAUCAAUUCAAAUACUUGACAUCAGACGAAUUUAUAAGUCUUAAGAAAUUAAAAAAAUUGAGACUAGACGGUAACCAGUUAUCUGUAAUAGUGGACUAUAUGUUUGGUCGGAACCGCGAGCUACGAGUUCUAUCACUUGCACGUAAUCGUCUCGCCUUAUUGGCGCCAGCAGCCCUCACCAAUUUAACUACACUCGUGCAUUUGGAUUUAAGCCAUAAUAAAAUUGACAAGUUUCAUUUGCAAACCUUUGCUCCUGUCGUAGACUCUUUAAAGACCAUAAAUUUUAGCGGCAACAAUUUACCUCUCAAUGAAAUUGCUAUAGUUCUUCAAAUUCUACCUGACAUACACGGAGUUGGUCUUGCUAAUUUAUCUUUGGAGGUGAUACCACCAAAUUUUUUCACCUAUAAUGAACAUUUGGUGGCAUUAGACAUAUCAUGGAAUAAAUUAACAACAUUUCCAUACAAAUUACUUACAAAAACUAAAUUUUUGCAGCGCCUAGAUAUAUCCCAUAAUAAACUGCAAAUAUUAAACGAACAGGAUCUACAAAGGUUAGAAGGUAUUGCACAGAUAGAUCUAUCUAAAAAUUCUUGGCGAUGUGAUCAGUGUUCUGCUGGGACGAUGCUAGUUUAUAUGACAACUACGGUAUUAAAUGGAACGAUAAGGCACCUUAAGUGUUAUUCUCCUAUGAAAUUACGAGGAGUAACCUUUGCAGAUAUGACAUUUGAUCGUCUAGAACCUUGUCCUAGUACACACGAAGCUCAGAUGAGUGUCAUAGCUGGAUUAAUGUUGCUGUGCAUUGCCGUUUUAGCAGCUGUCGCUGGUGCAUUAUGUUGUUCUCGACGCCGUGCGGCUCAAUACUAUACCAAUGAAGAGAAACGUCGCGAGCAUGAUGUGGAACACCCAGAGGAGCUUCUUGGAAGGACUGAAUUAGGUAGCGUAGCCACCAUUCAUGCUCCUUACCACUUGGUGUCUAAAGGCAGCUAA